UAUUAAAUUUAUGAGAUUGAUUUGAUAAUUUUUUUUUCUCAUAUGGUUUGUGUAACGUAAUUCGAAAUAUCAAUAUCAACUCAAAAAUUCGAUAAAGAAGGUUUUUGAGUAGAUAACAAAUUAUUUAGUAGAAAAAAAACUAGGUUUCAAUAUGAGUUGCAACUUGUUAAAAAAGUUCGGGCUUGCUAUUUGUGGUGUAGGUCGAGCUGGAACAAUUCAUACUAAAAACUGUUAUCGGAAUCCUAGAGUUCAAAUAAAAUACUUUGUUGAAAUUGAUACUACAAAAGCUGAACAAUUAAAAAAUUCAUUAGGACUAGAGAGCACAAAAGUUGUUAGCGUUGAUCAAAUAGAUAAAGUCCUUAGCGAUGAAUCUGUUGAUGGCGUCAUUAUUGCCUCAAUAACAAGUACUCAUCAAGAAUUAAUUUUUAAAUGUAUCCAAGCAAAAAAGCCAGUGUUUUGUGAAAAACCAAUUGCAUUACAACUGCAAGAUAUAGCUAUUUGCUAUGAAACGGCGGCCAAGGAAAAGGUGCCCUUAUUCUGCGCGUUCAACCGUCGUUUUGAUACGUCUCAUGCACGUGUUUGCAAAGCUGCCCAGUUAGGAGAAAUUGGUAAAAUACAUAUGGUGCGAUGUAUUAGUCGAAAUUCGCCUCUGCCUAGUGAUGAUUUUCUUAAACAAUCGGGGGGCAUUUUUCACGACUGUGCUGUACAUGAUAUAGAUAUGAUUACAUGGAUAUUGGGUGAAUAUCCUAUAUCUGUUUUUACAUACGCGCAUGCAUUCCGUCAAAGUAUACUAGAAAUGGGAGAUGUUGACACUGUUUCCAUAACAAUGAAAUUUGCAUCUGGUUGCUUAGCUCAAAUUGAUAUCAGUCGGUUUGCAGCGUAUGGUUAUGAUCAACGGAUUGAGGUCUUUGGAGAACUAGGCAUGUUAGAGAGUGUGAACCAACAUAAAACAUCUACAAUCAAAUCAACAAAAGAUCAUAUAUCUCGAGAUCUGUUAUUACAAUCAUUUCCACAGCGUAACGCAGAAGGUUACGUUAACGAGCUUGAACAUUUUUUAGAAAUUAUUGAAGGAGCUACAUCAACUGUCACUGGCAAAAAUGUGUUGAUGGUAUCUUUGAUAGCUUCAGCGUGUGAAAAAUCUUACAAGAGUGGCAAGCCAAUAACAAUUCACGAACAAAGCAUAACGUUCAAGCCAUCAUUUUAACUUUUUGGUUUGAACUUUAUGAAAAAUAUUAAAAAAUGCACAAUAAUUUUCUUUUUAAGUAUGUUCUUGUUUAUUUGAAACUUUAAGGUUAUAAAAUGCAACUACUAAAAAACAACCACAAACGAUUUGUCACCCCCGUUAAAGAACAAUUAACAAUUACUUAUUUUAUAUGA
Hydra vulgaris (swiftwater hydra) is the source of this 1377-nucleotide messenger RNA. RefSeq names its product myo-inositol 2-dehydrogenase. The record is from RefSeq and is a predicted model, not a curated record. Gene Ontology annotation, biological process: NADPH regeneration. NCBI's taxonomy places the organism in Eukaryota, Metazoa, Cnidaria, Hydrozoa, Anthoathecata, Hydridae. Gene Ontology annotation, cellular component: cytoplasm. Gene Ontology annotation, molecular function: nucleotide binding; oxidoreductase activity.